AAUGGGACAAAACCAGGGCAAGGAGGGGGAGCUAGGGCAGGACAACAGCUCUGCAGGACCAGAGGAAAAGGGACCAAGCCCAGACCCCGGGGGGGCCAAAGAGGAAGGAAAUCUAACCAUUGAAACUCAUGGUGUCGAGAACACAGCCGGUGGAGGGUUGGAUGGAGGCCCAGGCAGGGAGUCACCAUCACCUACACCAAUGCAUGGUUUGGAUUAUCAUGAUAAGGUGUGCGCUCCCACGGAUGGGGGGGCUGCGGAGGGAGGGGAUUGCGGGAAAGAGGGAGGAAGAAAGAGUAGUGAGGAAGGCAGGGCUGGACCGCUGGCUCCACAGCAGCUGAAUGGAAUCACACAGUCUGACAGUGAACCAGACCACGAGAGAAAAGACUUGGAGAGUACACUAGAAGACCAUCAGGGGAACUUUAGGUGUGACCUUCCUGCAAAAGACAAAGUUGAAAGCGGUUGCAAAGGAGAAAACAGGAGUAAGAAGUGCGCUUCACAUGCAAAGAACGAAAUGGAGUCUGUCUGUGGAGAUGACGACAAGCUAAAGAGCCAGGAAGGGGACAGAAAACUCGAUUUUGAAGCCACCUGUGAUACUACAGGGCCUACCUUGGAGAUUCUGGAAGGGAAGGACGUUUCAAAACCACGUGGUGGGGACGCCAACACAAAUGUUCACUUCACAGUUCAAGACCAAGCGUUAGUCAAUACAGAAAACGUCAAGUUGAAGACCAGCAUGACUGAAUCGCAAAACAAGAGGCCGAUUAACAAGCCCACAACAUCACAAGCGGAAACAUCAAAGGACAUCACUGAGGCAAUUGAGCACAGCAACGAAGAAAUACAGAAGAAGCUGCCAGAGAAUCCAGAUAAGGUUGUAACAGAAACGAAGAACGUCGAAACCCAAGGGUGGUCAGUGAAGGAUGUCUACGGAGCCAGAGAACCAGAAACCUCCAGCGCCGAACGCUCGUCCCUGAUGAAUGCAGAAACCCAGGAGCGGUCGAUGAAGGAUGUCUGCAGAGCCAGAGAAAACGUUACGGGGCGUCAGCCAACAGAUGAUGUCAUAAAGACCAGAUUUACUAGUUCAUCUCUGGCAGGUGCGGAUUUACAAAGCAAAGCUGUGAGUCUGAGCCCAGAGGACCUCAGUGCCUUAGAAGUGGCAUCCAAGUCACCUCGGGGUCACUCAGAGAGCCAUCGCCAAAUAUCUGCGGGCGAAUUCCCACAGGACGAGCUUCAGAAAGAAAGGCAAUUUAAUGUGUCAGACUCAGAGAGCCCUUGGACCAAGGAACCUUCACUUGGGAGAUCACCCGCUGGAGGUCAUAAAAAUAAAGAUGGCAUGAGAGAGAGUGAAGAAAGAGAAAAUCUGGAAUCUGCUUCAAAGGGUCCCUAUCAUUCCCAUGCAAAGAAAACCAAGAUAAAAGAUCUUUCUCUGCGUGGAACAGAAACGGAAGAGGGUUGUUUUGUGACAUCUAAUAUUGCCAGUGUAUGUAUGCUGGGUGAAAACAAACCACGGCUACAAAGCUAUGAAGAUGAGAAAUGUAUUGCAUUCUCUGAAGACAUUACAGAUUCGAACCCCCCUUGUAAAUCUGAUGUUCAAGUUAUGCAAACAAAUGAAAAAGAGGAUUCCCCUCUUUCAGCAAAGGCCAAAGUACGCACAGAGAAAAGUCUGGAAUGGUUUCUGGCUGAAGCAGCGAUAAAACCCCUUCCAGAGACAGUGAAGGAUACUACACAUGAGAUGGAUCCAGAAUGUUCCUCUUUUGUAAGUGAUCCUACAAAACAACAGAGGUUAGUGGGAAACGCUAAUUCGGGCGACAUGUCGUCAUCAGAGAGAGACAAGGUCGGCAAGUCUACUUUCAGCUUGCGUAAGGAAACAUCUGCAACUGGUUCCAUCUCUGAGCUCAUUGCUGGUCCGGAGACAACUUCAGGUCGCAUAGAUGAUAGGCCAAGUGUGCACAAGAAAACAGAAGUCACUCUGUCUGGUUCUUCUCAGCUUCAAGAAAAAUGUUUUUUGAAGGUUUUAACAAAUGCGUCAACCCAUUCCACUGUAAGCCCGACAGACGUAUCCGGUCAGGUCCGGGAUGGUUGUGCUGCCGGAGCUGCAUUAACAGACAACGCAGCAAACACAUCUGCUGCACAAGAUGUGCAUCAUUCCUCCUCCAUGUGCAACCUUAUAAGCAUGCAAGCUAACGAGAAACAAGAUAAACAGCAGAACAAGCGGUCGACAAAAGCAAAUUAUGUGUUACAGGAGAAACAUUCAAGCCAGCUUGACCAAAAGCACGCAAUAGAAAGCAGCCCAACCACCAACAUGGAAGCACCACAGGGUGCACAGAAAAGACAUGUUUCUGAUAUGAUAAAGGAAACUAUUGAAUUGCAGAAGAAGAUGAAGGAGUGGACCAAGCCAGCUGAGGCCCAGGUCGAUCUGACCUUAGAUCCAACACAGUCUGUGAAAGUGUCACGGAUGAAAGCAGCAUUUGAUCCACCGAAGAAAUCACCUGACAAAGCACUAGAGAGAAAACCUUCAGUAAGAAAAGAUAUGUUCAAACGGGUUGUGCGACAGAGUAAGUUCCGGCAUGUGUUCGGCCAGGCGGUGAAGAACGACCAAUGCUAUGAUGACAUCAGGGUGUCCCGGGUCACGUGGGAUAGCGCCUUCUGUGCAGUCAACCCCAAAUUUGUUGCCAUAAUUGUGGAAGCCAGCGGAGGAGGAGCGUUCAUGGUUUUGCCUCUUCAUAAGUCGGGCCGUAUUGAUAAGGCCUACCCUACAGUAUGUGGCCACACUGGCCCUGUUCUGGACAUUGACUGGUGCCCUCACAAUGACCAUGUCAUCGCUAGUGGAUCUGAAGACUGCACCGUGAUGGAAAAUAUGGAGGAGCCAGUUUCUGUCCAUGAGAUGGACACCAGUAACGGAGUCCUCCUGCCCUUCUAUGAUCCUGAUACUAACGUGGUCUACCUGUGUGGAAAGGGUGACAGCAGUAUCCGUUACUUUGAGAUCACAGACGAAGCUCCUUUUGUCCAUUACCUCAACACCUUUACCACUAAGGAGCCUCAGAGGGGCAUGGGAUACAUGCCCAAGAGAGGGCUGGAUGUCAACAAGUGCGAGAUCGCAAGGUUUUACAAACUGCAUGAGAGAAAGUGUGAACCUAUCAUCAUGACCGUGCCAAGAAAAUCGGACUUGUUCCAGGAUGACCUUUACCCCGACACGGCGGGUCCGGAUGCCCCCCUGGAGGCCGAGGAAUGGUUUGAAGGGAAGAACGGAGAACCUGUCCUGAUAUCCCUGAAACAUGGAUACAUCCCAGGCAAGAACCGUGAUCUCAAAGUGGUCAAGAAGAACAUCCUAGACAACAAGAUGAGCAAGAAUACAGAGAAUACUGCCCCUGCCGUCAAGACUGCCACCUCCACACCAUCUAUCAAAAGUGAAGCUAAGCUGGAAGAGGUUUUGAAAGAAAUAAAAUCUCUCAGAGAGCUGGUCAGCAGUCAGGAAAAAAGAAUUGCCAAACUUGAGGAGCAGCUGUCUAAAAUGGACGUCUAAUGGACCCUGAUCCCUUCCCCUUCUAUUCAGGAUAUCCCAUUGGCCAGGUGGGCGGGACCCGUCACUGCCAAUCACCAUGACAGCGUUCCGUCUGAAGCCUGCCUUGAAAAGACUCCAACCAACAUUCCAAGAUGAUCUUUUUUUUUCUUCUUUCUUUCUUUGCAAUCCCCAAAACCUGUUUAUACCUCAUAGCCAUUUGGAAAACUAGAAACUCCUUCAAUUUCUCUCAAAAUUUGACCUGUUAAGCUUUUUACUCAGUCUCACUCCAAAUCUUUCUGCAACGGCUGUGUUUUAUCUGGUGUUCUUGAAAGUUCUUAAGUUUUUUUUUGUUUUGUUUUUCUUAUUAAAAUUGUGACCAAGCAGAUUGCAUCAUGAAGCAGUUACAUGAACUUGAUGAGCUCAAAGUUUGAAGUAGCCAUCAGUAUUGCAGUUCUCACCCUUCUGAGUUGCCAAAUUUAAUGAGGAGUUAUGCACCUCCCUGACACUGUUUGACUAGCUUUUCAUUUUGUACUUUGUAUAAGGGACAAAGCUAUAUGCUAGUAAUGCAAGGAGGGGAAAUCAUUGGAACCAUUCGUCAAUGUUAUAGGUGUCUUUCUAGAAAA
Molecule: messenger RNA, 4119 nt
Organism: Sinocyclocheilus grahami
Lineage: Eukaryota; Metazoa; Chordata; Actinopteri; Cypriniformes; Cyprinidae
Exons: 8
Coding region: 2-3517 (1171 amino acids)
Biological process (GO): actin filament organization; neural crest cell migration
Molecular function (GO): actin filament binding
Source: RefSeq, a predicted model, not a curated record